AUGAGUCAAGUGUAUGGCACGGUUACCGAUGAAAACAUAAGCGACGCUCCAAUAAAUAAGAAUUGUGAAGCUACUUGCUAUCUUGAUACAGAUUGUAUGCUGGCAUUUUUUGAUGCAGAUAGUCAUUGUCUGCUGAUAAGUUACAAUGCAACUGAAAAAUUAGAAGUGGUGUUAACUUCUAAAUCUGACGGGCUGCAGACCAAUCCUCCAAGUGACUCCUGUCCUUCGUUCGAUGAGUUUCAGCCAGUUUUCAAUAUGGGAGACAACUCUAUUCCCUGGCAGAAAGAGGGCGACACUUGGAUAUUCCGAAAAUGUGUGGGCGACUGGAAACUAUUCAAACGUACAGAUCCAAAUAUCACUGUCUGUAUGCAGGCGUACCCUUUUGGAACUCCGACUUCAAGAAAUGAUUCUGAUUUAUUUUGUGGAAAAAUGGGUUUCAAGGUGACUGGUGUGGCUACUGUUGAAGAGAUGUCUUGGAUUCUGAGUAGAAUGAACGUGUUGAUAUCAAACUUCAUCAAGUAUCAAGGAUUCUUUGUAGAUGGUAUUAGACCUUGUACCGAUAACGUUUGCGGAAGAUAUAUCUUCGAUUGGAGCGAUGGCUACACAAACGGAACCGCUCUAUUGUAUUCUAGCUACACAGAGUUAUCUGAGGGCGGAGAAAACUGUUUGACAGUCACCAAAAAUGGUCAAGGGUUGGUGAGACUCAACGACGCCAGCUGUGAUCCAGCCGGAACUGGUAUCGGAGUAGUGUGUGGUUAUAAGAUGUUGCUAUGA
Messenger RNA from Caenorhabditis remanei, 774 nucleotides. RefSeq lists its product as uncharacterized. The transcript is spliced from 4 exons. The record is from RefSeq and is a predicted model, not a curated record. Bases 1 to 774 code for a protein of 257 amino acids. NCBI's taxonomy places the organism in Eukaryota, Metazoa, Nematoda, Chromadorea, Rhabditida, Rhabditidae.